AUGCGAAUGUGUAUGGACUACUGUCAACUGAAUAAGCUGACCAUUAAAAACAAGUAUCCACUUCCGAGGAUUGAUAAUUUGUUCGACCAGUUCCAAGGGGCUUCUGUAUUCUCCAAGAUUGAUUUACGAUAUGGGUAUCAUCAGUUGAGGGUUAAGGAAGCUGACGUGCGUCAGACCUACUUAUAUCAGUUUGUAGUGGUGUUCAUCGAUGAUAUAUUGGAUUACUCGAGGACCAAGGAUGAGCAGGAUGAGCACCUCAGAGUGGUUCUUCAUGUUUUCAAAGAAAAGCAUCUCUAUGCUAAGCUCAGUAAGUGCGAGUUCUUGUUACGUGAAGUAACAUUUCUGGGUCAUGUGCCUGAACUUGGAAAGGAGUUCACGGUUUAUAGUGAUGCAUCACAUAUUAAGAGUGGUAGCAUUAUGGAUUUUAGACUGAAUGGUAAUGGGGUACUCUACUUUCGUAGGAGAAUCUGUGUGUCAAAUAAUAUUGAUUUGAAGCAGUCUAUACUAAGAGAGGUGCAUAGUAGCACUUAUGCUAUGCAUCCUGGCGAAAAUACGAUGUACCAAAACCUUCGUGGGUUAUAUUGGUGGCCAGGGUUGAAAUGGAAGGUUACUGAUUUUGAGAAGCUGGCGAAGCUUUAUAUUUCUGAGAUAAUGAGACUGCAUGGGGUACCGAUUUCGAUCAUCUCUGAUAGGGCUCGUUUCACAUCUCAAUUUUGGAGGAAGUUGCAUGAGGAUCUAGGUUCAAGGUUGUACUUCAGUACUGCGUUCCAUCCUCAGAUUGAUGGUUAG
Molecule: messenger RNA, 789 nt
Organism: Gossypium arboreum
Lineage: Eukaryota; Viridiplantae; Streptophyta; Magnoliopsida; Malvales; Malvaceae
Exons: 5
Coding region: 1-789 (262 amino acids)
Molecular function (GO): nucleic acid binding
Source: RefSeq, a predicted model, not a curated record